CCAAAGAACGCAAUCAUCAAAACUGUUCAGAGUAAAGGGACGAAACGCACUUUAUAAACAUUUAGAAUCAUAGCAAAAGCAUUAAAAGCAUAGAAGCUUUUGUUUAAACUAUUUGGAUCUUUAGAGAGCUCGAAUGAAAAAAAAGUUAAAUAAACAAAAAAUAUAAUUUAAAAAAAUAAAAUUGGAUCAAAGUUUUUAUAGUGUUAAUUUUAGAUCGAUUCUGUGUUAUUUGACAUUUUAACACUAACUGUAUUACAAUGAACACGCAAAGUCCAAACGGAGAAUUUGCUGGAUCUGUAGGAUUGGUGACAGGAGCCGGUCGAGGAAUUGGUUUUGCAAUCGUCGACGAGCUGCUAAAAUACGGUGCUUGUGUUUCACUAUUAGAUAUUAGCGAAGAAACGGGAAACAAAGCGAUAAGUGAAUUAGAAAUCAAAUACAAAUCGUCUUCAAGUAGAUUAUUAUUCAUAAAGUGUGAUGUUACCAAUAAAAUCGAAUUCGAAGACGCUUUUAAGAAAACUAUUGAAAAAUUUGGAAAAAUAAACAUUGUCGUUAAUAAUGCUGGUAUCAUGACCAAAUAUAUUACUUCAUGGGAGCUAGCUAUCGAUUUAAAUUACAAAGCUGUAGUUCAUGGUACCAUACUAGGUCUCAAAUACAUUGAAAACAAAAUAGAUAGAAAUUCUGCAGUUAUUAAUGUAGCAUCGAUAGUUGGACUAUCAAACUCUAUCUUACCCAUGUACCAAUCGACCAAAAGAGCCGUUAUAGAAUUCACAAAAAGUAUUGGAUGUUCGUUCAAUACAAAAGCACAUGAAAAUAACGUUAGAGUUAUGGCUAUCUGUCCCGGCCCUACAUUUGACGGAUUGGAUAAUAACAUUGAUGAGAAAAACUCUCUAGAGCACGAAAUCCAGGAGUUAAUAACCAGUGGUGAAGAGACCCCAAAUCCAAAUAGAGUAAUAAUAAUACAAAACUCUGAUUAUUAUAAAGCUGCAUUCCUUCACGUUAUGAAAAACGGCCAAAGUGGAGACAUUUGGAUUGCUGAAAAUAAAGAGCCAGCAAGACUUACACAUUUCUACACUCAAUAUUAAAUAUCGAUUUCUUUAAUUUUAUAAAUACUAAUAAAUUAUGAUAAAAUAUUUAAUUAAGACAUUUAUUUAAUUGGCUAAAAAAGUUAUAAUAAAAUAUAAUUUUGUACUAGAA
Molecule: messenger RNA, 1194 nt
Organism: Aphis gossypii (cotton aphid)
Lineage: Eukaryota; Metazoa; Arthropoda; Insecta; Hemiptera; Aphididae
Product: 15-hydroxyprostaglandin dehydrogenase [NAD(+)]-like
Exons: 7
Coding region: 258-1082 (274 amino acids)
Cellular component (GO): cytoplasm
Molecular function (GO): oxidoreductase activity, acting on the CH-OH group of donors, NAD or NADP as acceptor
Source: RefSeq, a predicted model, not a curated record